AUGAUUGUAAAAACUUCUCAAUUCAUUACAUUAUUUGUAUUCAUAAUAUUACCACUUUACGUGUUUGUAAAUGCUAUUCCUGCCUCUAAUCCAGGAUUCGUAAAAAUCCAUCUAAGAAGAGUCCAUACAUCAGAAAUAGAUCCUGGUUUAUUAUCAUUAUUAAAACGUGAUCCUCAAGGAAAAGAAUAUAUAAAUAAUUAUGAAGAUUUACGUUAUACUUCUUCAAUGAUUAUUGGUGGUCAAAAUAUUUCUUUACUGAUCGAUACUGGUUCUUCUGACCUUUGGGUCCCAAGUGUGUAUUGUUCCAGCUCUGCUUGCACAAAUGGUAGUCGUUAUGAUCCUGCAAAAUCUACUACUUAUAAACCACUUCCCGUUCCAAAUAAUUUUACUCUUAGUUAUGAUGAUGGUUCUGCGAUCAAUGGUUUUAAAGCUACUGAAACUGUCACGAUUGGUGGUCUUUCUAUCACACAACAACCUUUUGGUGUGGUAACGACAUUUAAUUCUAAUGGCUUUAGAGGUGGUGGUGUUAUGGGUAUUAAAUUUUCUCCGAGUCGUCGAUUCAAUGCUACCGGCGUAAUACAAACAAUGAAAGCGCAAAAAGUAAUAAAUAAAGCUUUGGUGGGAAUUCAUCUUGGUGCAACUAAAGUAAACGCCAAUGAUGCAAGUUAUGUAACUUUUGGUGACAUUCCUAAUGAAUACGCGAAUAGCAUUUCAUAUAAUAAAGUGGUAGAAAAUAAUAGAUGGACAAUUUCAAUGAGUGAUAUUCUUCUCGAUGGAAAUUCUCUUGGAAUUAAGGCAAUUACUUUAGUUGAUACUGGUGCCGCUCUUAUUUAUGGUCCAUCUAGUCAAGUUAUCGCCCUUCAUGGAAAACUUAGUGGUUCAAGUUUUUCUAAUAAUAUAUGGUGGAUUCCUUGUGACACUAAAUCGGUAAUAUCCAUAGUAUUAAAUGGUAUACCUUAUGAAAUUAAUCCUCUUGAAUUUGUGAAAAGAAGAAAUUCUACCACUGGACUAUGUAGAUCGGGUAUACAACAACAACCUAGAACCAAUAUUACUUCUUGGACACUUGGUCAUCCAUUUUUAACAAAUGUUAUUGCUGCUUUUGAUUAUGAUAAUUUACAAAUUGGUUUCGCUUCAACCUUAUCCGGAACUGAGACACCCGGAAACGGUCCUGUAAAUGGAAAUAAUAAAGGAAAUGAUAAUGGAAAUUUUAGUAAAAAAUCUGAAUCGUCUCCUAAUUUCUAA
Molecule: messenger RNA, 1242 nt
Organism: Cetraspora pellucida
Lineage: Eukaryota; Fungi; Glomeromycota; Glomeromycetes; Diversisporales; Gigasporaceae
Source: the annotation of a GenBank genome assembly